This is a messenger RNA of Linum trigynum, 2868 nucleotides long. The record is from the annotation of a GenBank genome assembly. NCBI's taxonomy places the organism in Eukaryota, Viridiplantae, Streptophyta, Magnoliopsida, Malpighiales, Linaceae.
CUCAUAAGAUUUUGUGGAGAUCAUAACACAAUUUUGGCAGACUGGCAGUUGUUCUUCGAGCAACCGUUAAUGAAAUUUGCUCUGCACAGUGAGGGACUGAGGAAGUUUGUAGCGGAAUCCUGAUGAGACGGAGGUAAAGUAAUCAGAACUCAGCCGGGAAGAUGAUGCUGGAUCUAGGUCCGUUCUCCGACGAGAAAUUCGACCCGAAGAAAUGGAUCAACGCCGCUUGCCAGACCCGGCACCCGCAGGAAUCCCUCGACGACCACCUCGUCGAUAUGGAAAUGAAGCUGCAGAUGAUGUCCGAGGAGAUUGCGGCGUCGCUCGAGGAGCAGAGCGCUGCCGCGCUCCUCCGCGUCCCUCGCGCUACUCGUGAUGUUGUUCGCCUCCGUGAUGAUGCCGUUUCGCUUCGUAGCUCGAUCUCCGCAAUCCUUCAGAAGCUCAAAAAGGCAGAGGGGUCUUCGACUGAGUCUAUAGCUGCUCUUGCUAAGGUUGAUACUGUAAAACAGAGAAUGGAAGCUGCGUACGAGACUCUACAGGAUGCAGCGGGAUUAGCCCAAUUAAGUUCUACAGUGGAGGAUGUGUUUGCCAGUGGUGAUCUUCCUCGUGCUGCAGAAACAUUGGCUAAUAUGAGACACUGCUUGUCUGCUGUUGGCGAGGUUGCUGAAUUUGCUAAUGUGAGAAAGCAACUUGAGGUCUUAGAGGAUAGGCUUGAUUCGAUGGUGCAGCCUCGUCUAACAGAUGCAUUAUCGAACCGCAAGGUUGAAGUUGCACAAGAGUUGCGCGGAAUUCUGAUGAGAAUUGGCAGAUUCAAGUCUCUCGAGGUGCAUUAUUCUAAAGUUCAUUUGAAGCCAAUCAAGCAGAUGUGGGAGGAUUUUGAUGCUAGGAAGCUAGCUACUAAGCAUGCAAAUGGCAGGAAUGAGUUCGGAAGGACUGCAGGCAACACUGAUUUGCCAACAGUUCCUUUUUCAAGUUGGUUGCCGAGCUUCUAUGAUGAACUGCUGAUGUAUCUUGAACAAGAAUGGAAGUGGUGCAUGGUUGCUUUCCCUGAUGAUUAUAAGGUGCUGGUACCAAAGCUACUGGUUGAAACAAUAGCAGCUGUGGGAGCAAGUUUUGUCUCUCGACUUGACCUUGCCACUGGAGAAGUCGUUCCUGAAACUAAAGCACUUUCAAAAGGCAUACUGGAUAUUUUGUCGGGAGAUAUGCCAAAGGGCAUCAAGCUUCAGACUAAGCACCUCAAAGCACUAAUCGAAUUGCACAAUACUACUGGUACUUUUGCAAGGAAUAUCCAACACUUGUUUUCAGAAUCUGAUCUUCGAGUUCUCAUGGAUACGCUGAAGGCUGUUUACCUGCCCUAUGAAGCAUACAAACAGAGGUAUGGACAGAUGGAGCGUGCCAUCUUGUCCUCCGAGAUUGCUGGGGUUGAUCUAAGAGGAGCAGUUACUCGUGGUGUGGGAGCCCAAGGAAUUGAACUGAGUGAAACAGUUCGAAGGAUGGAAGAGUCUAUCCCACAAGUAAUUGUUCUUCUAGAAGCUUCUGUUGAGAGAUGCCUCAGCUUCACUGGUGGGUCCGAGGUGGAUGAGCUGCUUCUUGCACUUGAUUAUAUAAUGCUCCAGUACAUCUCUUCUCUCCAAGAAACCCUCAGAUCAUUAAGGGCUGUCUAUGGAGUGGAUAAUGAUUCUAUUGAUCCCAAGGAUGGGAGUCAAAGCAUACGGAAAGCUGACUCGUCCUCAAACGAAGAGGAAUGGUCAAUUGUCCAGGGGGCCCUUCAAAUACUCACUGUUGCAGACUGUUUGACAAGCAGAUCCUCUGUGUUUGAAGCAUCCUUGAGAGCUGCUCUAGCUAGAGUAAGCACUAGUCUGUCAUUUUCUGUGUUUGGAUCAAGUUUGGACCAGAACUAUUCGCAUGGAGGAAAUACUGAUGGCGAUGGACAGCCUUCCUUGGGUGGAAGAGCUGCUUUGGAUGUUGCAACUAUACGUCUCGUCGAUGUUCCAGAGAAGGCUCGCAAACUAUUUAACCUAUUGGAUCAGUCAAAAGACCCGAGAUUUCACGCUCUUCCUCACGCAUCACAGAGAGUUGCGGGAUUCGCUGAUACAGUUAAUGAACUUGUGUAUGAUGUCCUCAUAUCCAAGGUAAGGCAACGCCUUAGUGACGUAUCGCGUUUGCCCAUCUGGGUGGCGGUCGAAGAGCAGAGCGCUUUCCAUCUUCCGACUUUCAGUGCCUACCCACAAGCCUACAUUACCAGCAUAGGGGAAUAUCUUCUUACUUUACCCCAGCAGUUGGAGCCACUUGCCGAGGGCAUAUCGAAUAGUGAUUCCAUCAAUGACGAAGCCCAGUGCUUUGCAGCUGAAUGGAUGUUCAAGGUUGCAGAGGGAGCCACUGCUCUUUACAUGGACCAGUUGAGGGGAAUUCAGCAUGUAACUGACAAGGGAGCUCAGCAGCUGUCAGUCGAUAUUGAGUACUUGAGCAACGUGCUUUCAGCCCUGUCGAUGGAGGUUCCCCCUGCUCUCGCAACGUUUCAAACAUGUCUCUCGACGCCGAGGGACCAACUGAGGAACCUUGUGAAAUCUGAGACCCAACUCGACUUCCCCACAGCAAACCUUGUAUGUAAGAUUCGGCGUGUCAGCUUAGAUUAGAACAAAGAAGUUGUUACGCUACAACUUACGAGUAUAUAAAUUCGUACAACAUAUUCAGAUUCUCGUUGCAACCUUAUUUGUAUUUUGCAAAGUUUUCUUGUUUUGAUAAAGUUUUGUGACGAUUUUGUAAGCAUCGCAACAUUAGCGAAUUGCUGCAGAUGGAAAGAGACGAUUGCUAGUCCAAUAUUCUAAAAUUUCACUUUUUACUUAGUAGCAGUAAAUUACCCUUCCAUGC